GGGGCCUGAGCGGGCCUGGCGGAGCCCGAGCGCGGCCCGGCCCGCAGCGCGGGGCUCCGAGUGCGGUGAAGAGAUUGUUUUCUGAAGGCUACGUUGGAGGCUGUGACAGAGCGGAGAGCCUGGCGAAGCUGAUGGGGAGGCUUUCUGAGUAACAUGGCCCUUUGCCGUUAGCCUUGCCAUGACCACAUUUUUUACCAGCGUCUCUCCCUGGAUUCAAGAUGCAAAGCAGGAGGAGGAAGUGGGCUGGAAACUAGUUCCUAGGCCUCGGGCCCGGGAGACAGAGAGUCAAGUGAAGUGCCAAUGUGAAAUCUCGGGGACACCCUUCUCAAAUGGGGAGAAGCUAAGGCCUCAUAGCCUACCCCAUCCGGAACAGAGACCAUAUAGCUGCCCUCAGCUGCACUGUGGCAAGGCUUUUGCCUCCAAGUACAAGCUAUAUAGGCACAUGGCCACCCACUCGGCCCAGAAACCCCACCAGUGCAUGUACUGUGAUAAGAUGUUUCACCGCAAGGACCAUCUUCGGAACCACUUGCAGACCCACGACCCCAACAAAGAGGCCCUCCACUGCUCCGAGUGCGGUAAGAAUUAUAAUACGAAGCUGGGCUACCGCCGCCACCUGGCCAUGCAUGCCGCCAGCAGCGGUGACCUCAGCUGCAAGGUCUGCCUGCAGACCUUCGAGAGUACCCAGUCCCUGCUAGAGCACCUGAAGGCUCACUCACGCCGGGUAGCAGGUGGUGCCAAGGAGAAGAAGCACCCCUGUGACCACUGUGACCGGCGAUUCUAUACCCGCAAGGAUGUGCGGCGGCACCUAGUGGUGCACACAGGUCGGAAGGACUUCCUAUGCCAGUACUGUGCCCAGAGAUUCGGCCGCAAGGACCACCUGACACGUCAUGUCAAGAAGAGCCACUCACAGGAGCUGCUCAAGAUCAAGACAGAGCCAGUGGACAUGCUAGGCCUCCUCAGCUGCAGCUCCACAGUCAGCGUGAAGGAAGAGCUGAGCCCUGUGCUGUGCAUGGCCUCUCGGGACAUGAUGGGGGCCAAAGCCUUUCCUGGCAUGUUGCCCAUGGGCAUGUAUGGUGCCCACAUCCCUGCCAUGCCCAGCACAGGCAUGCCACACUCCCUGGUGCACAAUACACUCCCCAUGGGUAUGAGCUACCCUCUGGAAUCCUCACCAAUCUCUUCCCCAGCUCAGCUCCCUCCAAAAUACCAGCUUGGAUCUACCUCAUACUUGCCCGACAAAUUGCCCAAAGUGGAGGUGGAUAGUUUCCUGGCGGAUUUUCCUGGAAGCCUGUCUCUCUCAUCCGCCGAACCCCAGCCCGCCUCACCUCAGCCGGCGGCAGCUGCGGCCCUCCUAGAUGAAGCACUGCUCGCCAAGAGCCCCGCCAACCUCUCUGAGGCCCUGUGCGCUGCUAAUGUGGACUUCUCCCAUUUACUGGGCUUCCUUCCACUUAAUCUGCCCCCGUGUAACCCACCGGGAGCUGCAGGAGGCCUCGUCAUGGGCUACUCCCAGGCUGAGGCCCAGCCCCUGCUUACCACUUUGCAAGCUCAGCCUCAAGAUUCCCCAGGAGCUGGGGGACCCCUGAACUUCGGGCCUCUGCACUCCUUGCCUCCUGUCUUCACUUCUGGCCUGAGUACUACCACCCUGCCUCGUUUCCAUCAAGCAUUCCAGUAGCCCCCACGGAGGCCCACUGCUCAGUCUUUGGCUCUGUCAGGGAGCCUUAAACCCACCCCGUCCACAUCCCCAUGAAGGCAGCUGAGCUUUCAGAGCUGGGUUCAA
Molecule: messenger RNA, 1774 nt
Organism: Dipodomys ordii (Ord's kangaroo rat)
Lineage: Eukaryota; Metazoa; Chordata; Mammalia; Rodentia; Heteromyidae
Gene: Plagl2
Product: pleiomorphic adenoma gene-like 2
Exons: 3
Coding region: 179-1669 (496 amino acids)
Molecular function (GO): DNA-binding transcription activator activity, RNA polymerase II-specific
Source: RefSeq, a predicted model, not a curated record